AUGGUACUCAACCUCGAAAGGCAGCUUACCUUUUAUGGCGCCUACCACCACAAUUCGGUCAAUGUCGCCAUCCACAUGGUGUGCGUCCCCUUGAUCUUGUUCUCCGGCUUCGCUAUAGCUGCAAAUACCGGAACCGUCAUCCCGUUACCCAAGGCGCUGACGAUAGACCAUCUCGACCUUAACCUGGGCACAUUGUCUGCGCUUACUUGGGGCGGCUUAUACGUCCUCCUCGAGCCCGUCGCGGGAACCAUCUUGGCCCUGAUAUGUCUGGGUGCCGCCGCCAUCACGAACACCGCCCUAUCCGAAAGCCCCGUCCUGACGAACCAAGUGGCCAUUGCCGUGCACGUGAUAUGUUGGCUGCUUCAGUUUGUGGGCCACGGAGUCUUUGAGCGUCGGGCACCUGCCUUGCUAGAUAACCUCGUUCAAGCCGUUUUCCUGGCGCCCCUCUUCGUCUGGCUGGAGCUGUUGUUCAAGUUCGGUUACAGGCGGGAGCUCCGGGACCGCGUCGGGAAGGCCAUCCAAGUUGAGAUAGCUAAAUUCAAACAACGCAAAUCCAACGGCGCCCCAAAGAGCGGGAAGGCCCAAUGA
Messenger RNA from Durotheca rogersii, 588 nucleotides. RefSeq names its product DUF962-domain-containing protein. NCBI's taxonomy places the organism in Eukaryota, Fungi, Ascomycota, Sordariomycetes, Xylariales, Xylariaceae. Bases 1 to 588 code for a protein of 195 amino acids. The record is from RefSeq and is a predicted model, not a curated record. The transcript is spliced from 3 exons. Gene Ontology annotation, biological process: sphingoid catabolic process. Gene Ontology annotation, cellular component: endoplasmic reticulum.